Molecule: messenger RNA, 11333 nt
Organism: Paramuricea clavata
Lineage: Eukaryota; Metazoa; Cnidaria; Anthozoa; Malacalcyonacea; Plexauridae
Source: the annotation of a GenBank genome assembly
CAAUAUAUCCUGAUUUCCACAGAUUAUCUUGACUUCUAAUAAACUGUUUACUUUUUCUAACAAAAACACCAAAAAUUCGAGCUUUACAGAACAUCACCACUCGAUCUCUGGGGUGUUGAAGGACUGGGGCGGCUGACCAGCUCAGCAAAUAUGGCGGUCAUUUUUGAGAAUUUUCGCUUGACCUUGCUGGAAAAAUAUGGCAAUCAUUUUGUUUCUUUUCGUGGAAAGCACAGGUUAAAGUGCUAGAACCAUGUCUAAAGACACGGAGAAUGAAACAAGUCAGCAAGAUAAAGGAAAUUUAAGGGGAGAAGUUUUGUUGAGUGGUUUUAUUAAGAAAGCUUUGCUUGCUUUUACUCAGGUACUGCAUGUCUGCUUUGUAUGCAGUAUAGAUAUAAAUAUACGUGAGAUAUGAAUAUAUUGUUAAUAUGUCUCUUAUUACGAUUGUAUCACCUUUAUUUUGUAACAAUUUUUGAUGCUGCUCAAUGUCAGAAAUGUUAAAACGAACACGAGAAGAAAAUUCAAUUGUAUCCCUAGUUUUGUUUAUUUGCCACAAAACACAAGACUAUUACACAUAAUGACAAUAUUUAACAUGAUUUUUGUGCUCUGGUAGAACGUCCAAAGGGGUAGGGAGUGUAACUUCCAAUUUCUUCAAUGGGGGUGGGGGUGGUGUCAUUGUUAUGGUUCAUGAAAGGGAAUAUUAGUAUUGAGGUAUAAAUAACAUUUCUGAAAUAGGGAAAGACUAAAGAUUAUGACAGUCUGGUUCAAAAACUAAUAAUUUGUAAGGAUAAGGUAAGUGAUCAAAAUACCCUUGAGAUAAUUGCUGAUAGUGGUGAUGGUAAUGGUGGCGGUCGUAAUUGUGAUGGUUAUAGAGUUGUGGUGAUAAUGGUGAUGGUGGUGAUGAUGGUGAUGAUUAUGUUGGAUAUGGAAAUGUCAGAUGAUAUUGUCAGUGGUGGUGUUCAUGAUGGUAGUGGUGAUGAUGAUGGUGAUUGUCAUGGUGGUGAUGGUAAUGGUCAUGUUGGUUAUGGUUAUGUUGGUUAUGGUUAUGUUGGUUAUGGAAAUGAUCAAUAUUGUCAGUGGUGGUGUUCAUGAUGAUGGUGGUGAUGAUGAUGGUGGUGAUGAUGGUGGUGAUCCUAAUGGUAGUGAUGAUGGUAUAGUUAAUGGUGAUGAUGGUAAUAAUGGUCAAAGUAAUAUCAUGAUAAUUGUGGUGAUGAUGAUAUUGGUGAUCAUGUAGUGAUGGUGAUUAUGAGGUGACAUAUUGACAAGGGUGGUAUUGUCAAAUACGUUGUGUGUUUAAACUCUCUACUCAAUCUUUGGAACUCUAGCCUGCUGAUAUGAGAAAGUAUUUGCAUGGAUUGAAGAACUGUAUUUCCAGUUUGACCAAGGAAUAUGACACCCUGGUUGGUGCUGCUUUAGUAAGUUUCUUAGAAAUGAAAGUAGAUGGAGGGGGUGUUGGGGGGGUCAAAGAACAAACUUAGUGAAGGAAGGUAGGAUUGAAGAACUGUAUUUCCAGUUUGACCAAGGAAUAUGACAAAAGGAAUGGAAGGAAAGGGAGAUUGAAUGCGAGAGAAAUGAAAGAUUAAAGAUGAAAGAGGAAAAUGAAAAGGCCGUAUGGAAGAUGAGAAACAGGAACGUACAAGAAAGAAAGGGGAAAAUGAACAGAAGGAGAAAUAACUAAGAGAAUGAUGAUAGGAUUAAAUGGAAGAUAAAGUUUGAAUGAAAUUAUGAAAGAAAACGAAAUACUUGAGACAUGAACGAAGACAAAAGAUUAGUGGAAAAUUCAUGGAAUGUUUGAUGAAAUAAACAAAUGUUACAAAUAGGGAUGAGCCGAUAAGGAAAAUUGCCGAUUACUGAGGCCGAUUAUUUAUUAGCUGAUUAUUGUAACUAAUCGGCCGAUUAAUCGGCACCCGCCGAUUAUUUUACAAAGCAAGUGAAAAAUCACAAGAUGACCAACAAUGAAGUUGUAAAUGCGGUUUUAUUGUUUACAAUACACAUUAUGUACAACUGAAAACAGCUUCAACUUGCAUGUCAAUAGCCAAAGUUUAGUUUUGGCAUAUUAUGGUGUAAAAACAGGAUAUUUUCAGCUAUGCGGAGCUAGUCUGCUGCGUUUUUCAGUGGAUUGAAAUGUUCCCAGCUUCACUUUGCUCGAGACAAAAGACACAGGUUUUGCAAUAAAAUGUGAAAAUCUAUUCGUUUGUAUUCAGUAUUUUAGCAUGUGCUUGGCAGCUGCAGAAAAAGUCUUAUGGCCGAUUAUCAAGCAAUAAUCGGCCGAUUACCGAUUAUUUAAAAAACGGCCGAUUAAUCGGCUUUGCCGAUUAUUUACCGAUUAAUCGGCUCAUCCCUAGUUACAAACCAAGCUAAACAAUCUCUUUCUUUUCCAUAAUAUUGUAGUCUCUGCCUUGGUCAGAUAAGGAAGACGAAACAGUGGAUGAAUUUGUGGACUUCCUGAUGAACCUUGUUUCAUCUCAAACUUACUAUCUUCAUGCUUGUCUCAAGAUGUUGAUCAAGAAUUUCUCACCAUGUAAUGAUUUAUACUCGCUUUCUUGAUUGUUUUAAAAGUCUUAUAAGACUUGAAGUCUUAUAACCUUUACACUAUUCCGGAUAGCUUUUCGUAGCGGCGCGAAACCUAUCCGAUAUGGAAUGUACAACGUUCAGAAGCUGAGUGAAACAACAUCUCUCCGUUGCAAAAAUUCCUCUGAAAAUAGCGUUCCUAAAAGAUACGGUUAGGUGUGUUUUCACGUCGUUACGGAAAGGUAUCUGGUACAGUGUGAACGUAGCCUAGAUCAAUCAAAUUGAUUUAAUUUUUGUGUUUAGAUGUCAAAAAGGGAUCAACGUUGGAGGAAAUUGACUUAGAUGGUAGGUAACACUCGCUAGAUCAACAUAAACGCAACCAAAAAUAGCAGUGUCCGUCUCAUAUUCAUGCCAGAAGGCGUAGAGAUGCAUUUUUCACAACUGCCCCUGGUUAGAUCUAAAAAUGGUAUAUAGUCUUCUGCUCAAAACAUUCAUCUACAAGAAGUCGUCAACUGUUCGUUCCAUCGAGCGAGAUGCCUAAAGAAUCACGAUAUUAACUCAGCAAAUGUCUAUUACAGUACAUAGUUAAUUCAAUGUGUUCAUUUGUAGAACAACAAAAGCGAUUUCAAAAUACCCACAAAGCGUUGCAAGUUGUUGUCGAAAUUGUUCCAACGUAAGUCAACCAAACGCCGUGAAUAGAUCUUUUUAAAAAGUUUGCCUUCUGACACAGUUUGCGGAGAAAUACGAUCAUCCGAAAACUACGUCACAAGGCAGACUUUUUAAAAAGGUCUAUUUUUGAGAUAACCUUUGGGGUUAAAACGCCAUUCUAUAUAACACUUCAGAAGCGAGAAACUAUACUUAACUCUGUUUAUUUUGCUCCAAAUACAAAACAUAUAAAGAAUUAACGUUAUUUUAGCACGCUGAUAAUCGUUAGUUGGCCUCUGUCUGCUGCACGACAGUGCUUCCAGUAAUCUGUGAAUAUUAAUCUUAUGAAAUUGUCAAAUAAACAAUUGUGAUUUUACUUUCCAGAGCUCCAGCGUAUUUGUUACCAGUGAUAGUCCAGGGGUAUCUCUAUCUGAAGAGAUCAGUGACGCACCAUGUAAGAUUGACUAUAUAACCGGAACGAUAGGUGUUAGUUUAAAUGUUGAACUGUAAAUUUACCAUUAUAAAAACAACUAGAAUACUAAAAAGUUGUAUUUCGUGGUGCUGAGACUCUCAAACGUGAGAGAGGCAGUACCCCAAAAAAUGGCUGGGAAAUGGGUCGUAAAGGCCGUUUUCCACUAGGCGGAAUUUUCUGCGCGGAGCGGAAUUUCUCUUUGUCUUUUCUAAUUAGUUCCACCCGAGAAAUCACAAGACAAAGAGAAAUUCCGCUCCGCGCGCAAAAUUCCGCCUAGUGGAAAACGAAAUGAUCAUGCAUUUCUGCACAAAACAUGCUAUUAUUUCGAAUACUGAAACUAUUUUCCUCCAGAAUAUGUUUUGAUCACCAUCUUUCAUUCUAUAUUUUCACCAGGAAUUUUAUGUGAAGAAUUUGCUUGAACUUUCGGAGUACGUCCCCAGUUUACACGAAGAUAUUUUGGAAGUGAUUUGCAGUCACUUUCUGAAGAUUGACGUAAGUCUAAAAUCGUCGUUGCUUUAAUGAAUGAACGUGUUAAAAUAAAUGAAUGGAUUUGCUUUAUUGGUGAAAAUUGUUGAAUGAAUGAAGAUGAUGGUAAUGGCGAGACUUUGGUGACACAGUAGUCAGAGCUUGCGUCUUUCAACUCUGAGUUCGUGGGUUCGAUUCUCGCUACGGACUCAUGUGAAAAGAGUCAAUCAACGCUCUGCCGAAAGUCGUGGGUUUUCUCCGGGCGCUCCGGUUUCCUCCCACAGGGAAAGUUGACAGGGUGAGUUAGGAUAAACACAGUUAGGAACGUUAUGUCACAAUUGUUGUAAAGAUAAAUAGUCUAGGUUAAGUAUGUAAUUAGGUAAGCGUAAUAGUAAUCGGUGGUGUUGAUGGUGAUGAUGGGAGUACUGAUGGUGAUUAUACUUGUAGUAAAGCUGUAAAGGUGAUGAUGAUGGUGAUUAUUUCUGAAUAAUUGAAUAUAUAAUUGUUGAUGACGUAGGUUGAAAUCCCAAAACAAGAACUGGAAAAUGCACAAGAUGAUAUCACACAGUUUGAUGUCGAAUUGGUAAGUAUUAGCAUACACACGAGAGAGUGAAAAGAUUCAAAACACCGAAAAACUAGAUUGAACUGGUACACUAGUAUCUGUAGUAACUGUAAGUGACUAAUUAGAACGAGGGAAAGCGUAGUUGGAACACACAAUUUAUUCUAUCAUUAAAAAACGCCAAUAUUCUUGACGCGAUCCUACAGGAGCCUGAUAGUGACGAAGAAACGACGAAAACUGAAGACGAAGAAAAGACUGAAAAAAUGCAGAACGAAAUGGCGGAAAAAUUAGAUAUUCUUAUGAAUAUGGUGUUUGAAUAUAUUAAGAAGGCUUGUUAUAAUGAAGGUAUGAGCUGUAAAACAGAUCUAGAUUUACCAACUUCCCGAAUUUCCUGUGAAACACAUGUAGAUAAUUUAGACUUCAAUGAUCUUGUUUCUUGCACUUCACUUGGUGGAAUUAAUAUUAGAAUGCUGUUUUUAGGGUUAGUAAUCCAAGUGAGUAUAUAUACACUUUUAAGACCUGACCAGGACAACCGGCACACCCGAUCACCUAUAUAUACAUGAACUUACGGUUACAGCUCAACAGCUGGCCUCUGUAGCUCAGUUGGUUAGAGCGCUGCACCGGAAUCGCAGGGCCGUAGGUUUAAUUCCUACCAGAGGACCUUGUGCUGCUUUUUUCGCAGUCCUUCCUGGUCAGGUCUUAAAAGUGUAUUAUAUACUCACUUGGAUUACUAACCCUAAAAGCAGCAUACUAGUGCAGAUAAUUUACCAUUAUUAAUUUAACUUCCCGAUGAAAGGCCUUCGCUCGAAUCUUGUUACCAAACCAUUUGCUGGGAGUUCUCUGACGGGCUGUAAAAACCAAGUCCUAUACUACUUCCAAUGUGGUGACUCUACCAAACACCGCAUGUUUUAUAAAGGAUUGGUAGUACAUCUAAAGGAAGAACAGUAUAGAACUGACAGCGAGAAAUUCAAUCACAUUGAUUUAGGGUGCGCACAACUCUUUGGCAUUUUUUUCUUUAGAAAAAUAUAACCUGGAUUCUGCAUCAGAUUUGUUCGACAAGUUACUUGAGGUAUUACAUGGUUUUACUGUUGAUUGAACAUACCAGCUAUGGCGCAAUCUUCUCACGCGUGACUGUUUGCAGAAGUGAACAGCAAAUAUUUUUCUGUACAUAUAAAAGAUUUGUAUAGUAUUUCCACUUUUAAAAAACAUGAUAGAAUUUUUGCUAAGAAGAUAAUCUCUAUACGUCGCAUAAUACGCUCAUUCAAGUAAAAUAUUGUAUUUAUUUCAUUACUGUUUGAGGUGACCUCGCUAGAUAAGCCCAGUGGUUUCAUGAGCUCUCCUCGCCAACAGCUAUUUUCUUUUGUUCUUUUCUUUGUAAUUGUAUUGUAUAUGCCUAUGGCGAAUUAAUUAAAGUUCUCUUUCUUUUAGGUGUUUUUAAAAGUUGUAUUUCCAACUCACGAUUCUUGUCAUGUACAGUUUUUGAUAUUUUAUAUUUGUAGCUUUGACCAGGUUCGUCUUUUUUAAACUUUCUUCCUAUUUUGUAUCCGCUUUUAUAUUCCAACUACGCUUUUAAAACCAUUUCAUUUUUCCAGAUUUUUGUAAAUAAAUUUCUUGAAGUUUGCUGGACAAAGGUAGGUAAAUGUUAUUUAUCUUGUGAUAUAAGGUCAAGGGAAACUUGUGGUGUAUUAAAAGAUGUCAAAUCUUGUUCUUAUGAAAUAAUUUGCCUUGAUGAUCGGAAACCCCGUUUUCUCUGAUCACCGCAACUGUGGGUGCUCACCAUACACCCUCUCGACGAAGGAUUUCAAAUUCACAACGAGAAUUGCUUAUAUAGCGUGGGGCCGGUUGUCCAAAGACUGAUCAGCGCUAACCCUGGGUUAAAUUUUAACCUGCUGUUUUUGGUUAUGUAUAGAAGCAUGAUGAUAGAAAAUAAAACCUCUAUUGAACCAGAAAAGAUUUCUGGAAAAACAUAACUUGAUUGAUGAGCUGUUGGAAAAUUUAAUUUGUAGAACGACCAGUUCCAAUAUAGUGUAUUCACCAUGAAAAGAAUUUCACCAAAUCUUUACUUUCUUUUAGUUUCAAGACCCCAAUACCCCACUCAUUCUACGACAAAUAGCCGCGGCGUAUAUUGGUAGCCUGGUAGCUAGAGCUAAUUAUAUUACGUUAAGGUACUGUAUUUGUGAAAUUCAUGGAUAAUCAAUAACCCUUGCACCCAAAAAUAUUAACCCUGUUAAUAUUUUUCAGGCAGUUAGACCAAGCUCGCAAAUACUUUAACUGCUAUACAUACACCGGAACCCAACACUUAAAUGAACAUUUCAAACUCAAUAAUUCACGAGUACAUUAGCCAACCAUAUUGCUUUAUUUUGCUCACGUCAGUCACAUGAUAAUACUGGAUACCUCAUUCAAAUCCUCCAAUCCUCAGCUUCGUCUUGGACUUGAUCAAAUUGAGAGGACUUGAAAUCUAGUCCAGUCCGAGGAUUUGAAAUAUUACAUAUCGUUUAUUGUAGUGUUGUACAGACGUGUUUGGAGUUGCUGGUGAACUGGAUUCAUGGGUAAGUAUGAUUUCACUUGCUAGCCAUUACAACAUUUGCGAUUAAGAUUUCUAAAGUAUUGCGCAAAUUUCUAUGUGGGUAUAAUCAAAUGCGCUUUACAUCAAGUAUUAUACGCUUACCUAACUACAUACGUACACGGCAAAAAACUCCGAGCCCGCUGUGACAACUAUGAACAAUGUGGGCAUUUUAUCUUUACAACAAUUGUGAUAUUAGUUUCUUAACUGUGUUUAUCCUAACCCACCCUGUCAACUUUCCCUGUGGGAGGAAACCAGAGCACCCGGAGAAAACCCACGACUUUCGACAGAGCGUUGACUCACUCUUUUCACAUGAGUCCAUAGCGAAAAUCCAACCCGCGAUCUCAGAGGUGAAAAGACGCUUGUUCUGACGACUGUCACUGGAAACCCCACUUAAAAUCAAAAGCUUUCUAACUCAUGUGAAUUUUUUGUUGUUAGUUAUAUUGAUGAGUUUGACAGCACAUCUGGGAAACCCGAUGUGAAUAAGCACGGUCAUUUUUACUCCCUUUGUCAAGUAAGCGAGAUUUUUGUAAAAAUCGAAUACUUCUGAAGUCUUGGAAUUUUUGUCUUCAAAUAAGUGCUGACAUGGUCAUCUUUAAACUAGCACGAUUUUGAUAAAGUUUCAAAGUAUUUUUAAUUUAUCUAGGCGAUAUUCUACAUUUUCGUGUUUUGUCACCCUCAAUUACUGGGACACAAAGAUGGUAAUUUGCAUAAAAGUUUGCGCUGCUUGUUCCGAGCUUGUUGGCAAGUUGUCAAUGGCUUGUUGACAACUUAGUAUAAGGUUGUUGAGCUCAACAGACUUGUUACAAGUUGUUCCAACAAUUUGUUAUCGUCCUGCAACCUGAUAAAAUAACAGCAUUGUUACAACUUUUUGACAAGCUUGCUACAAGCCUGUUGCAACACAUCUUAUUGACAAGUUGUGAGAUUUUUACGUGUUGUAUUAUUCUGUAUUUUGAAACUAAAGGUAUUUUUAUUUAAAGAAAUCGCUUUCUUUUGCAGGAAUUAAAUUUGUGCGGCGUCUGAACUUUGAGAGAAUUGUAACAUGUAAACUUAAUCCUUUGAAGGUGCGUCCACAUUUUUGUGCAAAGAAAACUCGUCUUUUCUACUCUCUAUAUUGUCUGCUACUGUAUAUCUUGGAUUUUUCAAGAUGGGAAAUUGGGCAACGCAGGGAUUUUUAUCUUGUUUUAACAGCUUCUAUUGGCAAAACAAUUCAAUGAUUUUCAAAUUCUUUUUUCAAGGUUUGUCUUUCCACUGUUGUAAAAAUGUUCGCUCUUGUAACAAGGUAAAAAUAGAAAAAUAAUUUAAACUUGUUCAGUAGUCCAAAUUUUAAAUUAUGAUUUUGUUUUUCAUAGGACAAACGAGGUUGUAUUUUGCUACACCAUUAUUGAGAAGAAUAACCGAAGUAUUUUACCUGUCGCCUCCUCAUCAUUCUCUUCAUCUGUAGCUAAGCUUAGUUUACUCAAUCAGUUGGACUCAUUUUUCCCAUUUGAUCCUUACUUCUUGAAGAGGUAGGAAGCUAUUGAUUCUUGAAUAGUUAAGAACAUACGAAUUCUAAUCUAAUCACUGAAUCUAAUACGUUUCCUCCAUAGGUAUCUUAUAUAUAUACACUAGAUAGUGCAUCUAAUUACUCUGCAAUUCAAAAAUUGAAGUCGUGAUUGCAGACUCAGGAUAUUCCCAUGAAAUGAGAAGACUCGUGUGUUUUCUAUUUCUUAAACAGGGAACUUAAACAUUAAGUUAAACCUAUUCCAAAUACAUUUUUAAACUAUUCAAAUGAUGAAAGUUGUUGUUUUUUAAGCGUUUAUUAGCGAGUGAAGUACAAAAUUUCGACUUGAAACUUCCAUUUAGUCCAUUUACAAAACCCUUGUGCUUUGUUUCGCCAGGUCUCGGAAAUGUAUCGUUGAUAUUUACCGUGAAUGGGAGGACCUAGAGCCUGAUCAUGAUGAAGUAAGUCUACAUACUGUAUUUAAGCUCGUUACAGACGAGCAAGGUUUCUAUGACAAGUUUUUAUGUGACAACUUUUAAUUAUUUGCUCGUCUGUACGCGCAAUUAACUUUGACAUUUUUUUCUAUGACUUGUGCACUUGUUCAAAAGCUAGCAUGCUAGCUUUUGAACAAGUGCACUUGUCAUAGAAAAAAUUGUCAAAGUACAAAUAUUGUUCGUCUGUAUGGGUCAACAAAGAAAACUUGUCAAAAUAAUCUGAGCAUUUGAUGUGAUUGGUCAGCUGGCUACUAAUAAAUGCUCAAAGUAAACUUGUUGAUACGUUCACACCAGUAAAUAAAACUUGUCAUAUAAAAUUUGUUGCAUAUACACACGUGCACUUGGCAAAUAAAACUUGUCACAUAAAAACUUGUCAUAGAAAACUUGCUCGUCUGUAACCAGCUUUACACUGUCAGAGAGGUUUAGAUAGGAACAAACUUUUCCUUGGUAGAGAUGCAUUGAUGCAACUGCCUGAAAAAUACAAGGAGAAUUUCGACGUUUCCAGCGAAGGCCCUUCGUCUGGAGUUAACUCUAAAAGGUAGUUGCAUACCUACCAAGGAAAGCUUGUUCAUAUUAUUGCCACUACCUACACUGACACAGACAAUUCAAGGUUUAGAUAUGACUACCACUAAAGGGAGCAUUGGCAACCAACAACGGCAGAAAACAAAGUUACUUCCAGUUUUGAAUUCGAGCCAAAGCGUACUUUACUAAACUUUAAUUGCCUCUUCAAGGAACAUAUCUUUCUUUUGAACGAGCUUUAAGUAACAAUAGUUGGUGAAAUCAUAUAUAGAACUGUCCAAAAUCUUCCCAACCUCAGUGUAAAACUAACAACUUAAAACAUGAUUUGAUCUUCUGGAAUACAGGAUGAAGAAAAUGAUGAUUACCUGGAUCUUGGCAAGACUCCAGAAUCUCUACCUAUGACGUCACUCAAUUCAUUGAGUGGAAUGUCGAUAUCUCCUGGGUUUACCAAGACUUGACAUAUGCAGAAGAAAAUAUCUAAACAUCUGUCAAGUCUCUACCUAUGAGAUCCCUCAUUUCAUUCAGUGCAAUGUCGAUAUCUCCUGGGUUUAGCAAGACUUGACGUAUGCAGGAGAAAAUAGCAAAACCUCUGUCCAGUUUCUACCAAUGACAUCCCUCAAUUCAUUGAGUGGAAUGUUGAUAUCUCCUGGGUUUAGCAAGACUUGACGUAUGCAGGAGAAAAUGAUGACUAACUAAACAUCUGUCAAAUCUCUACCUAUGGCUUAUUCAUCUUGUGUAUUUUCUGGGUUUAGCAAGGUUUCGUGUAAACUAUGCAGUAGACGCAGAUCGCUAAGCACCACCUGAUUGAAGAAGCUUGUUAUCAGAGUGAGAAAAUGAGUAUCUAUAUAACACUUAACAACGGUUUACCUCAACUCAAGGUUUGUUGUAAACCCUACAUUGUUUCAAUCAAAUGUGAGAUAUUGAGUUGUACAGGUUUAUACCACUCAUUUCAACUUCACACUGAAGGGGGUUGAUGUUAGAUAUUUUGUAAAGAUGUGUGACAAAAUCAAAGUCAUCCCUAUAGUGCAAAGUAGUAUGGGCACUCAACUUAUUCCCAAACUGAAGGCUGGUUUUACACUAUCAAAGUUUUGCAUAGGUAAAGUUUUGAAGGAUUUGUAACAAUUGUUUAAGGAAACUGACUUAACAUUGAGUCAGUUUCCUCAAACAUUUCUUACAAUCCUUCGAAACUCAGAAUUUGCCCAUGCAAAAUUCCUACUGUGUGAAACUGUGUAAACCAGGCUAAGGCAACAAAAAACACAAGACUAAACUGUAAUAAAAUAUUUAUUGUAUUUUUGUUACAUGCCAUGGCUGUGCCUCUUCUGUGAUACAAAUUGAAGAGAAAAGAUUUUAUUUUAAUGAAUUGUUUUUGAUUAGACAAAAUAAGAAUGUUAGGAUUAUAUGUGUGGGUAAGGCUCAACAUAGUUCAUAUAAUACAAGCCAGACCUAUUAUUCCCAAUGUCCAUUAGUUUAUGUUUGGAAACUAAUACCUAACUAUAAACAACUAUAUUGUGUCUUUUUACAACUAGGUUAAAAUCAUCAAUGUAGAUCAUAAGAUCACAUGUUUUCACUUGAAAUAUUCACAAUCCAGUGAGUGUGUGGUUCAGAACCAUUUCUAAAAACUGGCA